GUACUCUUGUGUGCCCAAUAAGACUUUCCUGCCCCUCUUAAACAGUUGACUCUUUAUAUUUCUUUCCCCACCUUAUCAUCAGCUGUACAUAUUGUUAACUUUUUUUGCUGGAUCUGCACCUGUAUUUCUCUACCAAUGACUUCAUAUCCUCCACCAGGAUAUGGUGCACCACCACCACCACCAGGCGGCGGGUACUAUCCUCCGCCACCAGGACCCCCUAAUUAUCAAGGUUAUUUCAAUAAUGAUCAAUGUUGUCCACCACCACCACCACCACCUCCUCAACAUAUUUACCACCACCACCAUGAUGAUCACCACCACCAUCAUGAUGACCACCACCACCACCACCACCAUAGUGGUUGUUUAUCAUUCCUCAGAGGCUGUUUGGCCGCUCUUUGUUGUUGCUGUAUUUUGGAAGAGUGCUGCUGCUGCUGCUUCUAGUUGUGCCUGUCAAAAUUGCUAUUUAUUUCUCAAAACUUUUUGUGUGAGGAUUUUCUUGCUUUUAAUUAUAUAUAUGUAUUUUUAAUUGGAGGCAAGUUUGUGUAUAAUGUAAUGGAAGGCUAGUAAUAAUAUAACUAUGGGUGUGUUUGGUAUGAAGGAAAAUGUUUUCCUAGAAAACAAGUUAAUUUUUGACAUAUUUUUUCAUGUUUGGUUGGUGAGUAGAAAAUAUUUUUCGAAA
Solanum stenotomum is the source of this 676-nucleotide messenger RNA. RefSeq names its product protein CYSTEINE-RICH TRANSMEMBRANE MODULE 13-like. The record is from RefSeq and is a predicted model, not a curated record. NCBI's taxonomy places the organism in Eukaryota, Viridiplantae, Streptophyta, Magnoliopsida, Solanales, Solanaceae. The coding region runs from base 136 to 438 and encodes 100 amino acids. The transcript is spliced from 3 exons.